AUGCCCCCGAGAACAAUUUUAAGUCCGUACAAAAGCAGUCCCACAAAGCCUUCAACCCCGGAGCUUGGCAAUUUCAUGUCGAGCGCCGCCGCGGCGAUACACCGCGUCCUCCUUCAGGGCGUCAGCUCCAGCGAUCGCCUCCCACCCCUCACCGUCAAGCUGCUCCACGGCCGCCUCCUCCGGCUCGACCUCCUCGCCGACCUCUCCCCGCACCUCCUCCGCGCGCUCUCCUCCUCUGGCCUCCACGUCCACGCCCUCCGCCUACACUCCCUCCUUCCCCUCCCCUCCCACCUAACCUUGCCAUGCGCCCUCAAGUCCGCUUCCCGCCUCACCAACCCUCUCUCCGUCGGCGAGCAGCUCCACGCCCGCUCCCUCAAGCUCCCCUCCCACUCAAACCCCUACGUCCUCACCUCCCUCCUCAACCUCUACGCGAAAUGCGACCUCCUGGACCAUGCGCGGAGCGUGUUCGACGAAAUGCGCUGCCCCAACACGGUCUCCUGGACCGCGCUCAUCACCGCGUACAUGAACGCGGGGCGCGUCAGGGAGGCCGUCGCCGUCGCCAGGGACGCGUUCGCGAGCGGGAUGCGCCCGGACAGCUUCACCGCCGUGCGGGUCCUGACGGCAUGCGCCCGGGUCGCGGAUUUGGGCACUGGGGAGGUGGUGUGGAGGGCGGCACAGGAGGAGGGGGUUGCGGGCAGCGUGUUUGUGGCAACUGCGGCGGUAGAUAUGUACGUCAAGUGCGGCGAGAUGUCAAGGGCAAGGGAGGUGUUCGACAAAAUGCCGGAGAAGGAUGCUGUAGCUUGGGGUGCUAUGGUCGGGGGAUAUGCUUCGAACGGGCACCCCCAAGAGACUCUGGAGCUCUUCUUUGCAAUGCAGACUCAGGGAGUGAAGCCAGAUUGCUACACGGUGGUUGGGUCGCUCUCAGCUUGCACACGGCUGGGUGCACUUGAUAUGGGACGGCAGGCAGUCAGGACGAUGGACUGGGAUGAGUUUCUUGACAACCCAGUUCUAGGGACUGCGCUAAUUGAUAUGUAUGCCAAGUGUGGGAGCACAGGCGAGGCUGUUGUGUUCCAGCAGAUGAGGAAGAGGGACAUUGUUGUUUGGAAUGCGAUGAUCUUGGGGCUGGGCCUGACUGGGCAUGGUAAGAUUGGAUUUGCCCUUGUCGGCCAGAUGGAGAAGUCAGGCACGAAACUGAAUGACAAUACUUUCAUCAGCAUUCUCUGCAACUGUACUCAUACCGGCCUUGUAAAAGAUGGACGGCGGUACUUCCAUAACAUGACUCAGUUAUACAACAUCACACCUAGGAUUGAGCACUAUGGUUGUAUGGUCGACCUGCUCAGUCGCGCUGGGUUGCUCCAGGAAGCCCAUCAGCUUAUUGAUGAUAUGCCAAUGCAGGCAAACGCUGUCGUGUGGGGAGCACUUCUUGGUGGCUGCAAGAUUCACCGAGACGCAGAGCUUGCAGAACAUGUCUUGAAGCAGCUCAUCCUGCUUGAGCCCCGGAAUUCAGGGAAUUAUGUCAUGCUCUCGAACAUAUACUCUAACAGCAACAGAUGGGAGGAUGCUGCAAAGCUUAGAUCGGACAUGAAGGUGAACGGGGUUGAAAAGGUCCGUGCAUAUAGCUGGGUUGAGUUUAGUGGUAAGGUCCACGAGUUCCGUGUUGGAGACAAGUCGCAUCCCCACAUGGAUCAGAUUUACCAAAAGCUAGAUGAAUUAGGCAUGGAAAUGAAAACUAUGGGUUACAAACCAACUACAGAUGUGGUGAUGUUCGACGUUGAAGAUGAGGAGAAGGAGCACACUCUAGUUUAUCACAGCGAGAAACUUGCCAUUGCAUUUUGCCUUCUCACUACCCAACCAGGGGAGGUCAUUAGGGUCACCAAGAACCUUAGGGUAUGCACCGACUGUCACACUGUUAUCAAACUAAUAUCAAGGAUAACUCAUCGGGAGAUCAUUGUUCGGGAUAACAAUCGGUUUCAUUGUUUCAAAGAUGGUUGUUGCUCUUGUAAUGACUACUGGUAG
Molecule: messenger RNA, 2016 nt
Organism: Triticum turgidum subsp. durum (durum wheat)
Lineage: Eukaryota; Viridiplantae; Streptophyta; Magnoliopsida; Poales; Poaceae
Source: the annotation of a GenBank genome assembly